Messenger RNA from Saccostrea echinata, 2507 nucleotides. RefSeq lists its product as uncharacterized. The transcript has 16 exons. Gene Ontology annotation, biological process: spliceosomal snRNP assembly; RNA processing. Gene Ontology annotation, molecular function: protein binding; RNA binding. The record is from RefSeq and is a predicted model, not a curated record. Lineage: Eukaryota; Metazoa; Mollusca; Bivalvia; Ostreida; Ostreidae. Gene Ontology annotation, cellular component: U2 snRNP; U1 snRNP; U5 snRNP. The coding region runs from base 34 to 2148 and encodes 704 amino acids.
GUUCCAGAUUGGCUAUUAACUUCGACUUUAAUAAUGUCAGGGGUCUCUCUUCAGGUCGGAAAGGACAGAGGAACAACGUCAUGUUUUCAAAAUCACGAAACAGUCAAAUUUUCUGUGGAGAAAGGUGACUACGGAUAUGUGACGUCAUACGAAUAUCCUGAUAACUACACCUCGGACUUUUACCUCGGGCAUUCUUGUAACGUGGAAAUCAGAGGCUGUAGCACCUGCAGAGUAAAGGUCACGCUAAUUGAUGUAAACUUUCCACCUUGUCCAGCUGUGCAGAUAUCCAAACAUAGGAACUUGUGCAUUCCUGGCUGUGACCACCUUCAGAUUCAUGAAGUCGACCAGCCUUACCACACUAAGAAUCUCCAGAAUUAUCAUACCAACGACAAUGAGGCUGAAUAUAUUUCUAUAUCCUCCAACGUCAAAAUACGUCAUUGUAUUUCUAACGGAACCGGAAUAAUGGGCAAGCGCUUCCGGGUCAAGUACGAGGUAACUGAAAAAGUUGAACAAAUUAGGGGAACGGUGUCCUCCACGAUGUUUGGUGGUGACAAGGGAGAAAUAUCAUCUCCAAACUUCCCAGACAGAUAUGCCCUCAACGGCGAAACGUUUACGUAUAUAAUAACCAACCUGGACCCAUAUGGCAGAAUCCGGAUGAUAUUUGACGACUGGGAUUUAGCGUCCGCCAGUACAUUACAGGUAUAUGAUGGUCCACGCACAAUUUCACCAUCAAAGGUAUACACUCGGCAUGAGCGACCGGUCUUGGUUUCCAAAUCGAGCACAAUUAUCCUCGUUUUUAACACCGGAAGUUCCAGUCAUCGGUGCUGCCACCCAGUGGGAUGGAAGGCUAGCUAUCAGUUUGUUUCCAGUAGCCAAUGGAACACGAUGCCAAGUACAAAUUGCAGCAAAAUUAAGGAAUAUAAAUCGGGAGGUGUUCUUAAUCUGGAUUACCUGACACCAAGUUUACCAGGCAUGUUCGACUGCAUCUGGAUCAUAAGGAAACCUGCUAAGAAAAAUCCAGAUGGGAUCCUUUUAAGAUUAACAGAAAUUGUAUUUGGUCAAGGAUGGGCAGAAUAUCCCGAUAAUAGCGUAGAGAUUAUAAGUGGAACAACAUCCAGGGGUGAAGUAUUGGGCAGAUAUUCCGCCACAAAUAUGACCAUUGGUCAUUGGUUCAGCCCAGGUUCCAGUUUGUAUAUAAGACUUCGGGGGGCGAUAUCAGCCGAGGACCGACUUAACUUCAUUUAUACAGCUGUGGAUAAUGUUACGGAGGCUGGGUGUCCUAGACGAGGCGACUAUCUGUGUAAAAAUCUGUGGUGUAUCGAUAAGUCCCUGAGAUGCGAUUCUGUCGAUCAUUGUGGAGAUAAUUCGGACGAAAGUCCUGACAAAAUCUGCCAGUAUGAAGAAAUUUGGAAACUAGGAAUAAGGUGGAAACUUUCAGAUUCAUCAACAAAAGAUCCAUGCGCGGGAAAUUUUAAAUGUGGCGGGAACAAAUAUGAUUGCUUGCCCAUGUCACGUGUCUGUGACAGAAUCAGUGACUGUUAUGACGACUCCGAUGAAAAGUGGUGUGCUUAUCAUUCUAAACAAAUCAACGAUGAAAGUUCCUCAACAUCCUCAAGUUACGAUACCAACGCAUUGGUACAUACUGUUGGACUUUUAAUUGUUUAUUUCUUUGUCACACAGGGUGCGUUGAAUCAAACAUCCCCAUUUAAGACGAAGCGUUCGCAGAACGAAACCGCCAUCCCUGAAUUUUUGUUUUUGUGGAUCGAACAAUCCGCAUUAAUCAUGAAACUUAUAAGAUUUUUGAUGAAACUGAGCCAUGAGACAGUGACUAUUGAACUGAAAAAUGGUACACAAGUGCAUGGAACAGUCACAGGUGUUGAUGUGUGUAUGAAUACCCACCUGAAAGCAGUUAAAAUGACCAUCAAGAACAAAGAUCCAGUACAGGUGGACACGCUCAGCAUUCGUGGUAACAACAUUCGAUAUUACAUUCUGCCAGACAGUUUACCAUUAGAUACUUUACUUAUUGAUGACACCCCAAAAGCAAAAAUGAAGAAAGGAAGGGAUGGUGGUAUGCGAGGAGGUCGUGGUGGUAGAGGGAGAGGCCGAGGAGGGAGAGGGGGUAGAGGCAGGGGCCGGGGUAGGAGAUAAACUGGUGUUCUUGGGAGUUUUGCAGCAGGAGUGAGAGAAAACAGGAUGUGUGCUUCAAAGGAUGGGAGUUACUUAUGGUAGAAGAAAGUGUGAAAGUCUUCAUAAUCAUGAACAGAGAUGAUUUCAUUUUUUUUAUGUGAACAGUCAAUCACCUUGUGUUAUCUUAGUAUAAUGGUGAAAUAUUGUAUAGGUUUAUUCAGUGUUCAUAUACAUCCAUGUGACUUGAUAGGUGCAUUUCUUCAUUACAUAGAGUUAUGUAAAAUCAAGUGGAGUUACUUUUCCUUGUGCAAGAAAUGAGACUGCAUACAUGUAAGCUUGCAGUCAUUAUUGAAAUGUUGUAUAAAAUUGAAAGUUCUGUA